AUGUUUCUCAACUCUUCUUCUAGUAACUCGGAUCUAUCCGAAUGGAUUCAGCUUAACAGUCAUACAUGUGCAGAGAGUGUCAUGAUGUUCUCAGAAGAUUCAGCAGUUCAAGACAAUUGUGAAGAAUUAAAGCAAAACUUGACUAGCGCACCCAUGGAGGAGUGGGAUCAUAAAAACACCAUGUUCUUCUUGAAACAGUAUUGUAGAGAAGCAUACAAUCAUACGGUGGUUGAAAUUUUUGAAACUCAACAAAUGAAUGGUUAUCUUUUAAAGAAUAUCACUGUGGAUGGUUUGGAACGACUUGGAAUUUCGCACGACGUUGCAGUUACCAUUUUCGAUCGAGUGCACGAUUUUCAAGAUGAGAAAAUAACAGUGCUUUCAAAAAUCAAGAAUCCAUCUAUCGAUGAUCAUUGA
This is a messenger RNA of Naegleria lovaniensis, 414 nucleotides long. RefSeq lists its product as uncharacterized. The record is from RefSeq and is a predicted model, not a curated record. Lineage: Eukaryota; Heterolobosea; Eutetramitea; Acrasida; Naegleriidae. Bases 1 to 414 code for a protein of 137 amino acids. The transcript has 2 exons.